CGAGCCUCGAAUUCAAGCCCCGCCAGUCUCGAUUCCUUUCCCUCCGCAACUCGACACACACGCACUCCACCAUGGCCGCCGAACAGAGGAAGCUGCUCGAGCAGCUCAUGGGCGCGUCGUCGUCGUCGCGCGCCGCCCAGCUCUCCAUGACGGACCCGAAAGUCUGCCGGUCGUACCUCGCCGGCACCUGUCCGCACGACCUCUUCACCAACACCAAGCAGGACAUCGGCCCGUGUCCCAAGGUGCACUCCGAGGGCAUCAAGGCCGAGUACGAGGCGCUGGGCGACCGCGAGAAGCAAAAGUACGGCUUCGAGUACGACUACAUGCGCGACCUGCAAAAGUACAUUGACGAGUGCAACCGCCGCAUCGACGCUGCGCAGCGGAGGUUGGAGAAGACGCCUGACGAGAUUCGUCAAACCAAUGUUCUGCUCAAGGGCAUCUCCGAACUCUCCUCGUCCAUCAGCAACGGCCUCCUCGAAGUCGAGAUCCUCGGCUCCAUGUCCGAAGUCUCGCGCGCCCAGGACGAGCUCUUCCGCGUGCGCCAGGCCUCGCAGGCCAAGCUCGACCGCGAGAAGGAGCUCAAGGCCCUCUCCGACACGUCCGGUCCCUCGGGCCACCAGAAGCUGCAGGUCUGCGACGUCUGCGGCGCCUACCUCAGCCGGCUCGACAACGACCGCCGCCUCGCCGACCACUUCUACGGCAAGAUGCACCUGGGCUACGCGCAGAUGCGCAAGACAUACGAGGCCUUCCCCAAGGAGAUGAAGGGCCGCCCGCGCCCGGCCAUGGACGACGACGGCUCUGGCAUGGGAGGCCACCGCGGACCUAGAGGGCCCGGGGGGUACAGGGGCGGCAGAGGCGGCAGGGGAUAUCGCGGCGGGUGGUAAUUGCGAUUUCCCGCGCGAGGGCAUGGAAAGAAACUCUUGUCUGGUUCCGCAUCGGCAUUUUGGACGGCGUUAGGGCGCUUUUUGUAACACGCAAACUCUGGCAAUUCAGCGUGGUGAUCGGGAUGGAUGGCCAAACUUUGGGGGAAAUACCCUUUUUUUUCUUAAAAAAAACUAGACAGGCCCGAGAGGUCGGGUAGCAAUUAAAAGAAAGA
Molecule: messenger RNA, 1096 nt
Organism: Ilyonectria robusta
Lineage: Eukaryota; Fungi; Ascomycota; Sordariomycetes; Hypocreales; Nectriaceae
Exons: 2
Coding region: 72-884 (270 amino acids)
Biological process (GO): mRNA splice site recognition
Cellular component (GO): U2-type prespliceosome; U1 snRNP
Molecular function (GO): mRNA binding
Source: RefSeq, a predicted model, not a curated record